Messenger RNA from Aspergillus alliaceus, 1615 nucleotides. RefSeq names its product putative rhamnogalacturonase B (gene rglA). The transcript is spliced from 12 exons. Gene Ontology annotation, molecular function: carbohydrate binding; carbon-oxygen lyase activity, acting on polysaccharides. The record is from RefSeq and is a predicted model, not a curated record. The coding region runs from base 29 to 1615 and encodes 528 amino acids. Lineage: Eukaryota; Fungi; Ascomycota; Eurotiomycetes; Eurotiales; Aspergillaceae. Gene Ontology annotation, biological process: pectin catabolic process.
GCUUUGCAGAGUUUAAUCGAUAGACAACAUGUUGUCGAGAACUCUACUUUUGUCGUCUUCCCUUCUUUGGGCCAGAGUCACUCAGGCGGCCUUUGGAAUUACCACGUCUGAUUCAUCCUACGUUAUUGAUGCUGGGUCGGCAAAUCCUCUAAAGUUUACGGUUUCUCGUUCGAGUUGCGAUAUUACAUCUAUCAAUUACUAUGGCUCGGAGCUCCAGUACUCUGGCAAAGGCAGCCAUAUCGGCUCGGGGCUUGGAAGCGCAAGUGUGUCUGCGAUGCAAGACGGGGACUAUAUCAAGGUUACCUGCGACACCGAUACGCUGACACAGUAUUUUGUUGUCCACAAUGGUGAUUCUGUCAUCCACAUGGCGACGUACAUCACCGCAGAGCCAUCCGUUGGUGAAUUACGAUUCAUUGCACGCCUUAACUCGGACCUCCUGCCCAACGAAGAACCGUUCGGUGAUGUGUCCACUACCUCUGGCGGCUCGGCAAUCGAAGGGUCGGAUGUUUUCUUGGUCAAUGGGGAGACCCGUAGCAAGUUCUACUCUAGCCAGCGCUUUAUUGAUGACCAGAGACAUUGCAUUGCCGGAGACGCCCAUCGUGUUUGCAUGAUCCUCAACCAGUAUGAAAGUUCCUCUGGUGGUCCUUUCUUCCGCGACAUCAACUCCAACAAUGGCGGCAGCUACAACUCCCUCUACUGGUACAUGAAUUCGGGCCACGUCCAAACCGAAGACCGUCGCAUGGGUCUCCACGGCCCAUACUCGAUGUACUUUAGCCGCAGCGGGACCCCCGGCACGAACAUCGAUACAACUUUCUUCGCGAACCUGGACAUCAAGGGCUACGUCGCAGCGUCAGGCCGCGGAACCGUAUCCGGAACUGCCUCCGGUGCUGACUCCAGCUCCAAAUGGGUUAUCCACUGGUACAACGACGUAGCCCAAUACUGGACCUACACCUCCUCAGGCGGCAGCUUCACCUCGCCCGCCAUGAAGCCCGGCACCUACACCAUGGUCUACUACCAAGGCGAGUUCAAGGUCGCCGAGACCUCCGUAACAGUCAAGGCCGGCUCAAAGACACGCAAGGACAUCUCCGGCUCCGUAAAAACAGGUGACACGAUCUUCAAGAUUGGCGAUUGGGACGGAACACCAACCGGCUUCCGCAACGCAGAGAACCAGCUGCGCAUGCACCCCUCUGACUCGCGCAUGUCUUCCUGGGGCCCCCUUACCUACACCGUCGGCAGCUCCGCACUCACCGACUUCCCCAUGGCCAUCUUCAAGGGCGUCAACGACCCCGUGACGAUCAAGUUUACAGCUACAUUGGCGCAUACAGGCGCCGCGACCCUGCGCAUCGGAACAACCCUCUCCUUCGCCGGUGGCCGUCCUCAAGCUAAGAUCAACAAUUACCAAGCCUCCGCGCCCUCUGCGCCCACGAACCUCAACUCGCGCGGCGUCACCCGCGGCGCUUACCGCGGCCUGGGCGAAGUCUACGACGUGAGCAUCCCAGCUGGAACGAUCGUUGAAGGAAGUAACACUAUUACGAUUAGUGUUAUUUCCGGAAGCUCGGGUGAUAAGUUCCUUGCUCCUAACUUUAUCUUCGAUUGUGUUGAGUUGUUUCAGUAA